AGCACACGACAAACAUGGAAGAUGAAAGUAACUGUUGGCGGGUUUUAAAUUAAAAACUAUUUAAUUUAAGACGUUUGAGGGAAGACCAACUACCAAAUAUAGAUAUUGACAGCUUCACGGAAUCAAGAUGGGUAUAUUGAUCGCCAAGUUUCGCAACAAACCAUCAACAAUUGAUGUGUUAGAACAGAUUGAAAAGGAUAUUACUCGUCUACAGAAAUUUCGACUACGUAACCAACAGCAGCAGAAGAAGUUCAUUGGAUGCCUUAUUUUAUACUCGAUUGUUUUGUAUAUAAUCGCUGCCUUAGUGAUCUAUUUUGUCUACUUCCCACCUGACUGGAAAAACCGACUCAUCUACUCAUCACCUCUGCUUGUAUUCCCAAUGUUAAUUUGGCUGAUAAAGAAAUUUCUUCAUUGGUAUUUUGUUAAGAGGAUAACAAAAAAUGAUCUUGCAUUGAACGAAUUGCGAGAUAACAGAAAACAAAUUUUGGAAGAAGUCAUGGAAAAAGAGACCUACAAGAAAGCCAGGGAAAUUCUACAGAAAUUUGAUCCUGCCAGAUUUAAAGAGUUGGAGCCCCCAGUUCCAGCCACACCCAAAGUGUCUCCUCCAGGAUCAACUCUACGACACAGAGGAAACGCCUCAGGGACGCGGAUAUCAUCGCAGGAACAACAGAGAUUCCAACCGUCACACACACCAAUGCAGUCUGCCACCCCAGGUAUGAGGCCAGGUUUACGGCCUGGCAUGACUCCAGGGGCGCGGCCUGGAUUGACUGCUGGUCAGCGUCCAGGCAUGACUCCAAGGUUAAACACACCUAGACCAGCAGGCUCAGACACACCGCAGAUGACCCGACAGGGUGGCCUUCGACCUCGCAUGCUCAUGACACCCAUGCACAAUGGUAGAACUCCGGGGCCCCCUCUACCUCGUCCUAUCUUGCCGCGGGAGAGAAGUACCACAGACCGACUACUGGAGUACCUGGUGGGCGAUGGCCCUCAGAAUAGGUUUGCCCUCAUCUGUCGAUACUGCCAUAGUCAUAAUGGCAUGGCUCUGAAGGAGGAGUUUGAGUAUCUAAGUUUUCGAUGUUGCUACUGCUACCAGAUGAACCUGGCGAAGAAGCAGAAGCCUUACGCUCCAAAACUGGACACUGUUACAGCGACACCUGGUGUCCGACCUUUGCCGUCAGGAUCAGGUGUUUCAAAGCCUGGAGAAGAAGAAAGUGAAGACGAUGAAGAAGAAAGCAGUGAAGAAAGCUCAGAGACUAUGGAAGUAAAUGGUGAUGACAUUGCCACAACCAGUCAGCAUAAUAAAGAGGAAGGAGCAACCAAAGGUCAAAUAGAGGCCAGGAGUCAGGCAGAGGCCAAAGGUCAAACAGAGGUCAGGGGACAGACAGAGGCCAGAGGUCAAACAGAAGUAGAAACUAUCACCAGUUCAGUGGAAAAUACAGAGCAGGAUAUGGAAAUAGAUGGGGUGCAUGCUUUAGAUGAAGGAAAUGAAGUGGAUUCUGGUAAUGGAAGCAAUAUUGAUGAAAAUUCGAAGGAUGAAAUGCAAGAGGCAGAGGGUGUAUCUGAGAAAAAGAUAUAACCAGGGUUAGAUAUGACUGAGGAAGCAAUUGGAUUAAAUGGUAUUGCACAAAUCAUUGUAUCAUGGAAGUGGGAGGUAUUGGUAUGGUAUUGUGGUGGUGGGUUUAAGUCCAGAUGUGCCAACCAUUUCCCUAUAUCUAAUAUCUGGGCCCAGUUGGUCAAAAGGUGAUUAGCUUAAGCACUUGAUUAGUGAAAAUUUCAGUUUUCAUUUCUUGCAAAACCUCUGAGUAUAUCAUCUUUAAAUUAUGCCAGUUGGAAGAGAAUUAAGAAUUACAGAAUUUCAUAAAGUUUUGUCAAAUUUGUUCUCCCAGAAAUUUUAUAUCAGGAUUUGAAAAACGUUGUUAAAAUGUGAUUAGCCUAAUCUCCUUUUGAACAACUUGGCCGUGAUGGGUAGUGAGGCGUUUGAAGGUCCCUCACCCUUCCCAUAUAGAUGCACAUGUCAAUACAUCAGCAGAUUUAUAACAAUUUAAUGUAUAAUAUACCUGUUCAAUUUAAAGUAUACACCAUCUACACUAGUCAAGGAAAUUUGGUUCUGACUAUAAAUAGACAAUAAUUAAAAAUGCCUAACGUUCUAGGUUUAUAUAUACACAGUUGACUGUGGUAUUGCCUCACCAGUAAACAUGACCGAGUAUUCAAUUGGAGAACAGAGUUCAAUAACAUUGACUUGUGACAUCAUAAUCAGAUCCAGUACGAGUUUUAUGAUAUUAAAUGAAAUUCAGGAACGAUUUUCUUAAAUCUUUUACAUCGACAUUCGGUCCUAUUUAUGUAACAUAGCUUCCAUUUUUCAGUAGAAUUACAGGUGAACGAUACAGGCCCCAUGGGCCUCUUGUUCAGUAGAAUUACAUGCUUGCUACGCAACCAUUAUAGAUUUCAGAAUCAACGUUUCUUGCCACUGAUCUUCCUCAAAUGCUGUAAAAUGCAGUCUUUAGUUGUGAAGUCUGAAUUAUGUCGAUAAUCUGUUGGAUUUUAUCAGGUUCUAACAGGAGUGUCUCCUGACAAAUGUUGGUGGUAGCUUGCUUCAAAAGUCUCGAUAAAAAACCACAUCAGGGACUUGGAUAGAGAUUUAAAAAAAAAAAAAAAAAAAAAAAAAACAGAAUUCUCCAGCAAUAUGGAACCUUUAGUAAUAAAAUGUUGGUUGACCUACAACUAUCAUUCACCAUGAUUUAUCUUUAUUUUUCAUACCAAUUUUCUAAAAUAACACCAGAAGUUGUUUUUCAUUUGCGCUAGAAAUUUAUUCAAGAUGAUAAAUUGUAUGAAAUAACUGUUACCAGGGUAUCAUUUUCCACGUUUUGCCUGAAAUCCAAGAUGGCUGACUUGACAAACAGCUGUCUUCCAAAAUUAAUUUCAACCAAGUUUUGUCAUUUUGGGGUUAAUCAAUGUCCAUUUUUUAGAGUUUUGACAUUUUGAACUUGAAAUCCACAUGCAGUAUAUUCCAAGACUUUCCAGGAAUGAUCCGAGAUCUUUUUCUUUUCAUCCAAGUCAGAAAACCAAGUGGCUGUCAUAUUGGCCAUCUUUAAAACAGCUUUUUUUUUUUUAUUUGAAAUCAGUUUGAAUUCACAAACCGAUAGCCCACCAAGUGUUAAUCUUCAGGUAAAAUGUAAAUCCAACUUGCUUAUUUUGUGGGUGGCCAUCUUGAAACAAAUUACCCGGGUACCCAAUUAUUUGCAUGCUGUCAACAAGUUACUUCUCAAAAUCUAUCCAAAAGAUUUAUUUUGUUAUAUUUUUGAUAUCGGAAAUUAUCCAUUGGGUAAUACAAUUGUAUCUUGUAUCCUCACUCCAGUGAUAUAUAUAUAUAUAUAUAAGAAAUCUUGUAAUUAUAGCGCUGACUGUCUAGAAUGUUCCUAUUUCAAUUUGCCAUAUUGAAAUCCACCGAUUUUUCUGUGUAAUGAAGUAGAAGUAGCAUACAUGACUGUUUUGCCCCAUACAAAUUUGUAUUUAGCAGCAUUUCAGUAUAAAGCAAUACUUUCGAGGUCACAAUGGUGAUCUUGUUGUGUCAAGCUGUCCAUUCAAAAAGACACAGUUUUAAAGUCAUAACAAUACAAUGUCUAAGAUUCCCAUUGUUAAUUCAUGCAGGAUCAAAAUUCUGUAGUUGUAGAAAACUCAAUAGUUUCUCAUCGAAUACCUGAUAUAAAAUGUGCAGUUUACUCGUAUAACAGAAUAUACUGAUAUUUUCCACUCAUACUUUGAUUGAUACUCGUAAAAAAUAUUGAUAUUCUGUCUGUAUUGAGAUAAAAAUGGAGGAGGCUUUAUUGUAUGUAUUUUUGAGUAAAUUGUUUAUUACUUGUUGAAUGAGUAAUUAUCAAAAACAAAUCCACAAGUUUAAAUGAAAUGUAAAAAAUGGUAUUAUCUAAUUGUAAUGUACAUUAAUUGUGUUAGAAUACCGUACUAAUUAUUCUGAAAGUGGUAUUUAGAAAUAGAAUUCUAUCAAUUUGCUGUUGAAAUAUAAUUUAUUUGUGGUGUUGUGUGUGUAUGGUAGAGUCAUGAUUUAGGAGUGUUUUGUUACAUCCCACCAUUAAAAACUGAUCUAGUGUAAGAGAUAUACUUCAUAUCAUGUAAAUUGGUUUGGUUUUGUGUGUUUUGUGUAUUUUUUUGUUUGUUUUUGUUUUCGUGGCUGUUGUUUGGUAUUUAACCUAUCAUUCUGGUUCUGUAGUGUGUAUUGUAUCUGGUUCUGUACAAAUCCUACAUAUCCAUUCAAAACAUGAACAUCAACUUCAUAACAUGAACCAAAACUUUUAAACAUGACAAAGACUUGAAAACAUCAAAACAUGAACACUGACUUUGAAACAUGAACACCAACAUCAUAACAUGAAAACAUGAACCUAAACUUCAAAACAUGAAUCCAAGCUUCAAAACAUGAACACCAACUUCAAAACAUCAACCCAAAUUUCAAAACAUCAACCCGAACUUCAAAACAUCAACCCAAACUUCAAAACAUGAAAACAUCAACCCAAAUUUCAAAACAUCAACCCAAUCUUCAAAACAUGAACUUAAACUUCAAAACAUCAACCCAAACUUCAAAACAGGAAAACAUGAACUCAAACUCCAAAACAUCAACUCAAACUUCAACACAUGAACUUAAGCUUCAAAAUAUGAACACCAAUUCAAAAUAUGAACACCAACUUCAAAACAUGGACACCAUAUUGAAACAAUUGAACACAAAGGAAGGGGAUCGUGUGACGAUAAAUAUACACUGGUACCCUCCUCGGUUACAUCCUUUAUGUACUUUGUGAGCAAAGCGCAGUCCUGGAAGAGGGUAGGAAACUAAGGGAGGGAACCGGUCUAGAAUAGAUAUGGCAUGUCAACCUUUCAACAUGUCACUGAAAAAGUAAGAAAAUGUCAAAUAGAUCUAGAAUCGGAAUCACAUGGUUAGAUGGAAGUGUGUCAUGUCUUUGAUAAAUUGUCUUUUGUUUGCUAUGCUUUGCUCUAAUCUUUUUCUUCUUUACUUCCUUCUAGUUUCCUUUUGAUGUUUCCACAAAAUGUACAGCAUUCAUGUUUCCACAAAAUGUACAGCAUUCCUGUUUCCACAAAAUGUACAGCAUUCAUGUUUGCUAUUAAUAGUCGUUGUGUAUUGUAGAAAUGCUUUCUUGUUAUUGUGCGAUAAUGUAGAUUUGGUCUGCGCAAAUAUAAAACUGGCAGAAAUGUGGUCAGACUGCCUUGUGAAUUUGUUUCAUGUCCCCAAUAUACCAGUACUGUUGUCAGAGCCGUAACAUGUUGCCCUCUGUCACAAUUUUUGUGAAGCAGUUAUUCAGAGUUCAUCAUGCAAUUAAUGGGAUGCUGAUCAAGUUAUUCCUGCGUCAAGCAACAUUACUGUGCAGUCAAAACAAAACAAAAUCAUUAAAUUGUAUAACUUUGAAUUAUGAAAUGGCCAGUUCCAUUUCCAUCAAAGUAGAUGGGGUGUGCCUGCUUCAAAAACAUAUUUCUGAUAUAUCAUAUACCUACAUGUGUACAUAUUUUUUUUCAUUUCUCUAUAACAACUGGAUCUCUAGUCAGAGAAUCACGCCAUGACAUUUACAAUAAUGUAGGCUAGAUAUGUACAUUCACCACCCCACCUAAGACGUUGAUUUUGACAAAAUAAUAAUGAUAAGUCACAAUUAAGUGCUCAUAUAGUUAACUCAUAACUGUAGUUUUGAUUUAGUGCUGCCUUAGGGCUACCUUAGUGCAAUAAGUUCAAAAGAAAAGUGUCAUUAUGAGUCCCUGUGACAUUUACAUGUAUUUAUUGAAAUGUUUUAUAAUCAUUCCAAAGACAUCCAGCACAUAACAAUGAACACCUAUUGGUAUACAAAUGUACAUUGUUUGAUAACACCUUGAUCUAGAUGUACUUUAAAAAAACAAAAAAAAUCUGUUUUUGUUUUUUUGUGUGUUAAAGAUGCUACACCUCCAACAACUUUUUUAUAUAUCUCUAUAUACACACAUACACAUAUAUUCUUGUCGCAAAAAUUCACAAAUUGGUGUUAUGAUACAUCAAAGAUAAAAAAAAAAAGAAGCUCAAACUUUUUGCAGGUUGAUACUAAUGUAUGUAAGUAUGUAACUUUUGGUAAAAAAAUGUACACAAAGACUAUUAUUUUUUUCGAUUGAAAAUAAUCACUCUUUAUGAGAGAUGUAGCAUUUUCAAUACAAACACUUCCUUAUGAUAUCUGUAAGAUGAAAUUGAUGUUAUGUUAGUAAUAGGUUUGGUUUAUAAUGAAAUGUAAUAUUCUAAGACAAUUUGGCAGGAAAUAUAUCUAUUCAGGGUGUUUUUUACAAAUUCAUUAUAAACUGUUUACAAAAUGGUCACAAAAUCCACUUUCAUGUAGAGUGUAGCAAGUUUGUAUACAGGAAAUCGAUUACAUUGUUAUUACGAUUUUUUUCUUGUCAGGGCCAUGCUUUAAAAAUUUCUCACUUGAAACAGAAAACAAAAAUGUACACAUAUUAUCAAUCUUAGGAGGAUGAGAUCUAGAUGUGUCAUGUGAAUAUAGAAAGUAUGCCUCUUAGGUAUCAACUCUUCUGGCCCUUAGAAUCACUGAUGAGUACUAGAAGGACAAAAUAGCUUAUGAUGCAGUUUACUGUAAUUUAUAUUUUGGCACUUACUCUAUCUCGCUAUCAAUUUGUAUUGAAAGGUGCUAAAAUCUUGUGUAUGUUUUGUAUAAUCCUUCUCUUAGCACCUAUUAUACCUUGAAAUUUCAGCUCCAAUACACCACAAUGUAUCAUAUUGCAAUGUAUCGUAGAGAAACGGAAAUUACAAGUCAAAUCUUAAUUAGAUUGUUAACAUUGGUAACAUACACUGUGAGGUCCUCCAUACACAAUUAAACCUUUUGCUCCAGUAUAGUGUGUAAUAAAACCAACGAUUCUUAUACUUCAGGUGUACGUUGCUAUGUGUGUCAUUAUGCAGAUGUGUUCCGGUGUUGUUGGGUUUCACUGUUGAUUUUGUUGACAAGUUUUAGUUACGUAACUUUGACUACUUUAUAAUCAGUGAUAAGCCGAUGUGUGUUUGAGCGAGUAAAGUAGGUGUAUCUGUGAUGUAUGAUAAACAAAAUUGUACUCUUUUUUUUUCGCGGAAACCAUUUUGAUUAUAGUGCUAACGGUGCAGUGUAUUUAUAACUAUGAUAUUUAUACGACGUGUAUGUACAAGCAAAAUACGUUAUUUCAAAACCAAAUGAAAGUAUUAAAAACUUCCUACAUAAUUGUUUUUGUUAUGUGGCAAAUGGUGAUAUCUUAAGUAACACCUUUUAAUGUUGGUACACAUUAUAAUUUUAAUUUGACUUGCAUUAUGAAAUAUUCCAUUACAGCAUUGCCAUUGUUUGCAUUCAAUAGAUGUUGUCUCUAUGAAUAUUUCUUGAAAGUCCACAGCAGCACUUUGGCCAGGGUUUUUGCUUCUGGUGUGUUGUCCGCACACCUUGAGAUUUGUGUAACCUAACUGAAAUGGUAUAGAUGUAUUUUGAUUGUGUUAAACUAUACACAUAUAUUUUUGUUUUGAUCAAGAUUGUUAUUAAAAGGUACAAUGAAGAAAA
Molecule: messenger RNA, 7562 nt
Organism: Pecten maximus
Lineage: Eukaryota; Metazoa; Mollusca; Bivalvia; Pectinida; Pectinidae
Product: endoplasmic reticulum junction formation protein lunapark-B-like
Exons: 10
Coding region: 128-1576 (482 amino acids)
Biological process (GO): endoplasmic reticulum tubular network organization
Cellular component (GO): endoplasmic reticulum tubular network
Source: RefSeq, a predicted model, not a curated record